Lodderomyces jiufengensis is the source of this 1908-nucleotide messenger RNA. RefSeq lists its product as uncharacterized. The coding region runs from base 1 to 1908 and encodes 635 amino acids. Gene Ontology annotation, molecular function: protein binding. The transcript has a single exon. The record is from RefSeq and is a predicted model, not a curated record. Lineage: Eukaryota; Fungi; Ascomycota; Pichiomycetes; Serinales; Debaryomycetaceae.
AUGGCCAAGAAGGAUAAAAAAUCCAAGGAAGCCAAAAAGUUAAGGUCGGCAGAAAAACAAAAGAAAAACGAUGCAAAAGCAGAAACCAAGAAUAAAAAAUUAGCUAAAAAAUUAGGUGGUGAAGAAGAAGAAGAUGAUGAUAUUGAUACAAUAUUAGCAAAUUAUCAAAAAGAACAAGAAGAAUUUAAUGAAGUAAAAAUUGAAAUACUAGAAAAACAUCCAGCAAAGAGAUUAAACCCAACAAUGAUCUCAAACCCUUUACAUACCAAAAAGGAAAUCUUACUAUUUGGUGGUGAAACUGUUUUAGAAGGUAAUAAUAAUGCACAUUUUUAUAAUGAUUUAUUCACAUAUUCAACAGAAAACGAUAUAUGGAGAAAAAUAAUAUCAAAAAACUCCCCCUUGCCUAGAUCAUCUCAUGCAAUGUGUUCACAUCCAUCAGGUAUUGCAUUAUUAUUUGGAGGAGAAUUUUCAUCACCUAAACAAUCAACAUUUUAUCAUUAUGGAGAUACUUGGAUAUUAGAUUGUGAUUCAAAGGAAUGGCAAAAAUUAGAUUUGAAAAAAUCACCAUCAGCUAGAUCAGGUCAUAGAUUAAUUGUUUGGAAAAAUUUUAUAAUCUUACAUGGUGGAUUUAGAGAUUUAGGAACUUUUACUACUUAUUUAAAUGAUUUAUGGGUAUUUGAUGUUACUGAUUUUAAAUGGUAUCAAGUUGAAUUCCCGCCUACUCAUCCUAUACCAGAUGCAAGAUCUGGUCAUUCAUUUAUACCAUGUAAUGAAGGUGGUGUAAUUUAUGGAGGUUAUACAAAAGUAAAAGCAAGAAAAGGUUUACAAAAGGGGAAAGUACUAAAUGAUUGUUGGAUAUUAAAAAUGAAAAGUGAUUUAAAAAGUAUAAAGUUCGAGAGAAGGAAAAAACAAGGUCAAUUACCAAGUCCAAGAGUUGGUUGUUCUUUAGUUUACCAUAAAAAUAGAGGUAUAUUAUUUGGAGGAGUUUAUGAUUAUGAAGAAAGUGAAGAACAAUUAGAUUCUGAAUUUUAUAAUCAAUUAUAUUCUUAUCAUAUUGAAAAUAAUAGGUGGUAUAAUUUAACUUUAAGACCAUUAAGAAAUAAAAAGAAAGAAGUCAUAAAGGAAAAAACUAGAGAUGAAGAUUUAGAAGAUAUUUUGAAUUCUAUUUUACAGAAAGCAAAUUUAAAUGAUGAGGAAGAAGAUAAAAAAGAACUAGAAGAGAUUCAAAAAUCAAAAGAACUCGAGGAUCAAGAAGAAGAAGAAGACCAAAAACAAAUGAUAGAAUACCCCGUACUGAAUCAAUUACCACAUCCAAGAUUUAAUGCUACAACAUGUGUAGUAGAUGAUCAAUUAUAUAUAUUUGGAGGUAUAUUUGAAAGAGGAGAUCAAGAAUUUAAUUUAAAUUCAUUCUAUUCAAUUGAUUUAGGUAGAUUAGAUGGUGUAAAAGUAUUUUGGGAAGAUUUAUCUGAAUUAGAAAAAGCUAUAGAAGAUUCAGAUGAAGAAGAUGAUGAUGAUGAUGAAGAUGAAUAUGAAGAUGACGAUGAACAUGCAGAAAAUGGUCAUGAUGAAGAUGAAGAAGAAGAAUCAGAAUCAGAAGAAGAAGUACCUGAGGAAGAAGAAGAAGAAGAAGAAUUCCCCGAUCAAAGACCAUGGUUGCCCCAUCCAAAACCUUUUGAAUCAUUACGUGCUUUCUAUAUUCGUACAGGUGCACAAUUUUUAGAAUGGUCAAUAUCAUCACAUAGAGACGCUAGAGGUAAAUAUUUAAAGAAAAUAGCAUUUGAUUUAUGUGAAGAUAGAUUUUGGGAAAGAAGAGAAGCUAUUAGUGUUGCUGAAGAUAAUCUAGAAGAAAUGGGAGGUGUUGGUGAAGUUAUUGAAAAAGAUAAUACUAAAGUUACUAAAAGAAGGUAA